This is a messenger RNA of Meloidogyne enterolobii, 721 nucleotides long. Lineage: Eukaryota; Metazoa; Nematoda; Chromadorea; Rhabditida; Meloidogynidae. The record is from the annotation of a GenBank genome assembly.
GAUGCAACCUCUUUUGCAAGCCUAUCAGGAGAUGCCCCCGGUAACGAGGGCCUACAGCACUGCAUGUGUUUUGUGUACAUUAGCAGUUCAAUUAGAUUUUGUGACACCCUUCCACUUGUAUUUUAAUUGGCAUUUAAUUAUCCACGAAUUACAGUGGUGGCGGUUGUUUACUUCCUUUUGCUAUUUUGGAUCAAUUGGAUUUACUUUUCUCUUCAACAUGAUAUUCACAUAUAGGCAUUGUUCAAUGUUAGAAGAAGGCUCUUUUCGUGGAAAAACUGCCGAUUUCAUUUUUAUGUUUCUUUUUGGAUGGAUAUUUAUGAUAAUUUCUGCCUGUUUCGUUCAUUUGGUUUUUCUUGGUCACGCAUUCACAAUAAUGCUUGUAUAUGUUUGGAGUAGAAGAAAUCCUUUUGUUGGAAUGAACUUUUUUGGAAUUUUCUCUUUUUCUGCUCCAUACUUGCCUUGGGUUUUGCUCUUCUUUUCACUUUUACUUGGUCAAAAUGCAAUGGUGGAUGUUUUUGGUAUUGCUUGUGGUCAUCUUUACUUUUUCUUAGAAGAUAUAUUUCCUAACCAACCCGGAGGUUUUCGAGUACUUCAAACCCCCAACAUUCUCAAACGUUUAUUUGAUCCUCCUCCAUUGGUACGUAUACCUCCUGAACAAAGACCAGGUGGAUUUAAUUGGGGUGCUGAAGAUAACCAGCCUGUAGAUAAUCGAAAUGAAUAG